UCUUUACGAAAUCGACCGCUCCUUCUCCAAAAAUGUCGCCGUCUUUCUGCUCCCUCCGAUCCAUCGCCGCCGUCUUCCUCCUUAUAUCCGCCGUCCCCAUCGCCUAUAUUAUCUCCCUAGAGCGAGCCUCGCCGGCGACUCACGUCUACUACUACCACAGCUCCGGCUUCUUCCGCGAGUGCGCCAAGUGGGACGACCUUCGCCGCCGCUUCCUCGUCUCCUUCAUGGACGGGGGCGUCGGAGAGAUCGUUCCCGGCGAUGGCGAUGCCGUUUUGGAGGAGGUCACUCUGGUCAAAGACGUUGACCUCGCUGGCAACGCCUCCCUCGGCCUCGCUAUUGACCGCCACAGGAACCGCCUCCUCGUCGCCGUAGCCGACGUGCUCGGGAACCGGUACAGUGCCUUGGCGGCUUACGAUUUGUCCACGUGGCGUCGAAUCUUCCUCGCGGAGCUGAGCGGCCGCAACCAGGUGAAAUCGUUUGCAGACGAUGUGGCUGUCGAUGCAGAAGGCAAUGCUUAUGUAACCGACGCAAAAGCCAGCAAGAUCUGGAAGGUCGACGUCCAUGGCAAGCUUGUGUCGACCAUCAGAGACCCUCUCUUCACUCCAGCUGGGUGGUACAACAAUUUGGUUGCUCUGAACGGCAUAGUUUAUCACCCUGAUGGAUUCUUGAUCGUCAUCCACACAGUCUCUGGUAAUCUAUACAAGAUCGACAUAACCAAUGGAGAUAAAGUCACACUGGUUGGUGUUUCUGGUGGGACAUUGAGGUUUGGAGAUGGGUUGGAGUUGCUGUCUCCCACCAAGCUUGUUGUUGCAGGGAACCCUUCAGCAAGAUUGGUGGAGAGCUCGGACGGAUGGGAAACGGCGACUGUGACGGCCAAAUUCAGCAGCGGUCUGGUCCACCGUAUCGCAUCAGCAGCCACUGUGAAGGACGGAAGAGUGUAUCUGAACCAUAUUGUCGGGCUGGGUUACCCUAAGAAGAAACAUGCCCUUGCUGAAGCCGUCUUCUUGUCCUGAAUGUAGUUUUGACUCUGAAUGUAUGUAACUUCGAAUCCACCCAUUUGUUUGAUGGAAUCACAUUGAGAUGGAAAGAAUUUCAUGACAGCGUUUUGACUUGAAA
Molecule: messenger RNA, 1116 nt
Organism: Tarenaya hassleriana
Lineage: Eukaryota; Viridiplantae; Streptophyta; Magnoliopsida; Brassicales; Cleomaceae
Exons: 3
Coding region: 33-1013 (326 amino acids)
Cellular component (GO): endoplasmic reticulum
Source: RefSeq, a predicted model, not a curated record